UGCCAGGUUGGCCACUCUCUUUGGCCUGGAUCAAACACCUUCAGGCCAAGGAAAUGAAUUCUUCCAGUACACUGCACCAAAGCAGCCCAAGAAAGGUCAGACAGUACCUGCAGGUCAUGCCCAGAAGGCUCCUGUGGCCCCAUCAGCCUCGGGAGCACCAUCAGUGUUCAUGGCCACCGCAGUCCUUGCGUACCGAUAUACAAAUGGGCAGUACUUGAAGCAAGGCAAGUAUGGAGCAGCUGUAGUGGGGAACCAUGCUACUAAAGAGUACAGGAUCCUCCUUUACAUCAGUCAGCAGCAGCAGAUCACAUCUGCAAGGAUCCACCCAGGCUUUGUACUCACGGUUCAAGCCAACAAUUAUAGCACGUUCUAUGAUGAUCAGAGGCAAAACUGGUCCAUCAUGUUUGAGUCAGACAAGGCAGCAAUGGAUUUCAGCAAACAGGUGUGCAUUGCCAAGUGCAACAGCUCCCCAGGGCUCGAGUCUGUCCUCUACCAGGAUCUCCUCCCUGGAGAAGGGCAGGGAGUAGAAGCAGGAGACUCUCUGGAGAUUGCCUAUACAGGUUGGUUGUUCUCUCUCCAGGUGUUUGACUCAAAUGUUAACAAGGACAAGCUGCUGAGGCUAAAACUGGGCUCUGGCAAGGUCAUCAAGGGCUGGGAAGAAGGAAUGAUGGGGAUGAAGAAAGGAGGGAGAAGGUACCUCAUUAUCCCUCCAGCCUGGGCCUAUGGAGCUCAGGGUGUGACUGGUCGAGUCCCUCCAGACUCUACUCUGGUGUUUGAGGUGGAGGUCAGGAGGGUGAAGCUGGUAAAGGAAAGCUCUGGCUCGGAUGCACUGAGUGUUAGCUCCAGGGAUUCUGCUGCACCUUCUCCAGUUCCCAGCUCAGAUGGUUUCUCUGCAGACACUGGUUUGUUGCCUCCAUCCACAAUCCCUCCAAAGCCUGGGGAACCAGCAGUCCGGGCCAAGUCCAACUCCAUCAGUGAGCAGCUAGCAAACCCAGAUGUAGCCAAGGCAAAGCUGAUUUCUCGGAUGGCCAAGAUGGGACAGCCCAUGCUGCCCUUCCUCGCUGGCACAACGGGCAGUCAGCUGGACUCCAGUGACUCAGAAAUAGAGGAUCCAAAUACCAUGAGAGGAACAGCACAACCAGUUGCUUCAUCUUCUGUGAGACCAUCCCAGCCAGCUCAUGCAGUGCUGCCCACAGUGUCCACACAAGUACCUCAAGCAUCUGGUGCUGCACCUCCAGUGUCUUCUGCUGCUUUAAUCCCUGCAACAAUGCAGCCUCACUCAGCUCUGCCUGGAGGAGCACAGGGAUUUCAGGCAUAUCCAGGAAUGGCAUUUGCUUACCCUCAAACUGCUGCAUCUGCUUCUCAGCUCCAGCCUGUGGGUCAGAUGUAUCCUGCCCCUUACCAAGCAGCUGGGGAUGUCACUUCCUUUCUGAUGACAGAAGCUCGACAACACAACACUGAGAUCAGACUGGCUGUCAGCAAAGUAGUAGAUAAAAUGGAUCACUUGGCUGCCAAGGUGGAGGAGCUGAAGAAACAAAGCUCUACUAACAGCUCACUGCUGCCUGGAAUCUCCUCUGUCACCAUGGAAGCCUCCAUGAUCAUGAGCAAUAUCCAACGCAUCAUCCAGGAGAAUGAGAGGCUGAAGCAGGAGAUUUUUGAGAAGAGCAGUCGGAUUGAGGAGCAGAAUGAGAAGAUCAGUGAGUUGAUCGAGCGCAAUCAGAGGUAUGUUGAGCAAAGCAACUUGCUGAUGGAGCAGAGGAACCAUUCACUGCAGGCAACAAAUGAGAACACACAGGCAAGAGUGUUGCAUGCAGAGCAGGAGAAGGCCAAGGUUGCAGAGGAGUUAGCAGCUGCCACAGCCCAGGUGUCCCAGCUGCAACUGGAGCUCACUGCCCACCAGAAGAAGGAGAUGGAGCUGAGGAAGCAGCUGUCUGCAGCUGUGCAGGACGCAGAGCGGCACGAGGCACAGCUCAACAAGCUGCAGGCACAGGUAGCAGAGCUCCAAGAGGCUUCUGAGGACACCCAGAGCAGGUUCAAAGCUGAGAAGCAAAGCCGCAAACAGCUGGACAUGAAGAUCACAGCGUUGGAAGAAGAGCUAACAGACCUGAAAGUGGAGAAGGAGACUCUGGAAAAGAACCUUGCCGAGAGGAAGAAGAAAUCCCUCUCAGAGAGAGCUCAGGCAGAGGAGGAGAUGGAAGAGAUACGCAGGUCAUACCAGCAGGAACUGGACAAGCUCCGGCAGCUGCUGAAGAAGGCCAGAACUUCAACAGACCAGGCAGCAGCAGAGCAGCUGUCCCUCAUCCAGGCAGAGCUGGAAUCCCAGUGGGAAGCCAAGUGUGAGCGUGCACUGGCCUCAGCCAAGGAGCAGCAUGGCCGACAGUACCAGGAGGUGUGUGAGCAGAGAGACUCCCUGCAGCAGCAGGUGUCCCAGCUGGAGGAGAAGCUUACAGCUCUAAAACACUCGAAAAAAGCAGAGGAGCAAAAAUUGUCUGAGAUUCAGCAACGUUUGGAGGAACUGGAGGCUAUCCAAGAGAAGUACUCAGCCUUGCAGGCUGAUGUUGUGGUGCUGAAGACUCGCUAUGAAGAGCAGAUCCAGGACCUGCAGAGGGAUCAGGAUGGAUCUGCACCUGCAGACUUCACAGAAGAAGUGAAGAAGAUAAUGAACAGUGUGUUUCAGUCUCUUCGGGGUGAAUUUGAGCUGGAUGAGAAUUACAGUGGGAGGACAGUCCUGGGGGUGGUCAUGAACACUAUCAAGACUGUGACACUGCAGCUACUCCAGAGGCAGCAGGAGAAAGCAGAUGGUGACAGUAAAAAGGAGGAAUCUGGAACAGGAGCAGUGAGACAGGAAGGAUCACCUGGAGCAAAGACUGCCCACGAAGAGCCCAUGCAGCACAGCCCAGCACAGGGUGUUGCAUUCCCAGCUGAUCCUGGGGUAGCAGCCCCAGGCUCCAUGGUGUCUGAGCAGGAAGACGAGGCUGCUCCUCACUCUGCCAGGCCUGGAACUCCUCAGAAGGAGCAGACACAGAGCACUGGGGUGGCAGAAGAGGAGAAGGUCCAGAAAGAACAUCUCUCUUCCACAGCUGAAUCGUGCCUGGAUCCUGAGAAGGGGCCUGUGCUUGAAGAUCAGCCUGUUCCUGAGGUGGAGCAAAACCAGGAGAAUGAUCCCAUUGGCAAAGCUAAGCCAGAACACAGUCCCUCUGGAGUAUCUUUGCAGGCAGAAGUUGCAGAACUUUCUGUUCCAGAAGCCAAGCCAGGGGAAGAGCACAUGGCAGAAAAUCCAGCUGUGGAGCAGAAGGCAGAAGAGGCUGUGGGAGAUUUAGAGCCUCCUCCCUUGAAUGGGGAGGACACAGAGUCAUGGGAUGCAGCUGGCUCUGAGCAGGAGCCUCCCUCAGUGCCCAGCACAGCACAGCUGGGCUCAGCUGUCAGCAGAGAAGCCCCAGGACUGCAGGAAUUGGGCUCCAGCCCCAGGCAAAAAGAUUCCAGCCUCUUUGAGGAUGAGAACUUUUUUGAAACAGCAUCUCUGAAACCACUGAAGCCUCGAGUUCCCUCUGAGGAGGAGGAUGAGGAGGAAGUGAGCAUGAAGGGUCGUCCUCCUCCAGCUCCACUCUUUGGGGAUGAUGACGAUGAUGAUGAUCUGGACUGGCUGGGAUGA
Molecule: messenger RNA, 3652 nt
Organism: Acanthisitta chloris (rifleman)
Lineage: Eukaryota; Metazoa; Chordata; Aves; Passeriformes; Acanthisittidae
Gene: FKBP15
Product: FK506 binding protein 15, 133kDa
Exons: 28
Cellular component (GO): growth cone
Molecular function (GO): peptidyl-prolyl cis-trans isomerase activity
Source: RefSeq, a predicted model, not a curated record